This is a messenger RNA of Aureobasidium musti, 1929 nucleotides long. NCBI's taxonomy places the organism in Eukaryota, Fungi, Ascomycota, Dothideomycetes, Dothideales, Saccotheciaceae. The record is from the annotation of a GenBank genome assembly.
AUGAGUGCGGCUGUACGACCAUCAGCAUUUAUCCUGCGCAGAGCACGCCACGCGCCUGUGGCACAACGUAUCGCGCGACGAUGGCAGACAACACCUGGAAAGCCCGCGACCUACGACGAGAUGCUCGAUCUGAUGGAAUUCGAGUAUCCUGAUCCCAACAAGCCUCGUUCCAGGCCUCCUCGUACUCCCAGGGUUCCCUCGCCCGCAGAAAAAGCACAACAAGAUGCACAACAACAGCACGGUCAGCCUGACGCUAGCUCUGACCUCUCCACUGCCUACCAACCCGUUACUGCUUCUGAACCAGCCUCCGAUGGACUCAAUGCGACACUAGAUAUGGCCGGCCGGAAAGCUUCUCGAACACAACCCAGAUACAAAUCCGAGAACAAGAAGCUGUCUGCAUCAUCAAGAAGGAUUGGCGAGGGCGAGUACAAGCCUCGUCGCAUACCUCCCCCAGUCUACAAGCCUUCUCCCGACCACGUCAACGACGACAGAGUGCCAGAGAACCCCACGAUACGCAGCUCACAGCCAUCGUCUGAGCCAUCAGAGCAGGCACAACCACCAGAAACCCACGAUCCUCCUGUCUCUCUUGACUCUGGUGAAUCGACGGAGCAGUCUUUUGUGUCAAAAGGACCACGACAAGUCCCUAGUCAAGAUGAUUCGCCCGCCCAGACACCACGUAGAAUGACUUUCAAAGAACUCAGGCUCAGCACAUUGGAAGCUGCCAGGAUUAUAGCGGGUGGUAGGCUCAAGAGCCCUGGUCGCGUCUUCGACAACAUCUUCCUUCGCGACUCGUGCACUUGCUCCCAGUGCGUUGACACUUCUACACGACAGAAACGCUUCGACUCUGCCGAUAUCCCUUCCAACAUCAGGAUCAGGAACAUCGAGACUAAACCGGACAACGUCGUCAUCACUUGGAAGCACGAUGUCCCCGGCUUUGGACCAGACCAUGAAACUGUUCUGAGCACUCAACAGCUCGGAUCGUCACCAGACUUCCCAGUGACCCAUGAGUAUCAGGGUGGAAAAUGGUCCUGGGACCGUACUCGGCUGGAGAAGAGUAGGCUUGAUUUCGAAUACAAUGAGUACAUGUCGGAUGACAAGGUGCUUUUUGAUCUUUUGCAACAACUACAGACGUUUGGUCUGGUAUUCAUCAAAAAUGUUCCCGAGGCAGAGUCGUCAGUUGUUCAAACAGCCAACCGUAUCGGACCCCUGAAAAACACCUUCUAUGGCGACACAUGGGAUGUGCGCAGUGUGUCGAACGCNAAAAAUGUCGCUUAUACUGAUGUGCACCUUGGUUUCCAUAUGGAUUUGCUUUAUAUGCAGCAACCUCCCAGACUGCAACUCCUUCACUGUUUGCGUGCUUCCGAACAAGGUGGUGUCUCUUUGUUUAGCGAUGCUUACCAUGCUAUGCAACAACUCUACAACAUGGAUCAGGCCGCGUUCGAAGCUCUUGCAGAGACGCCAGUCAACUUCCAUUAUGACAACGAUAACCACCAUUAUUUCCGAAGUCGCCCCACAUUCCAACUUCGCGAGGGCGUAACCAAGUUACCUGGGAAUUGCAACAAAGUGUACAGUUAUAUGGAUGCAGUGAACUGGGCACCCCCGUUUCAAGCACCCUUUCACCACACUGAAGGUGACGUGAAGUUCGCCAAAAGCAUACGAGCAUGGCACGGAGCAGCGCAAACCUUCAGAGAUCUUACAGAGGUGGACUAUAAUGUUUACAGACGGCAGAUGGCACCUGGCGAGUGUGUAAUCUUUGACAACCGCCGUGUCCUGCACGCCAGAACAGCAUUUGCGGGUGGUGAAAGAUGGCUCAGGGGUGCUUACCUGGACGAUGACCCGUAUCUGAGCAAGAUGCGAGUGCUCGCGAGGACCUACGGAGACAAAGCAUUCGCAAAUAGAACUCGGCCGUUACCAGUGCCUAGUACAUAG